This is a messenger RNA of Neltuma alba, 758 nucleotides long. RefSeq names its product peptide-N(4)-(N-acetyl-beta-glucosaminyl)asparagine amidase. Bases 126 to 731 code for a protein of 201 amino acids. The transcript is spliced from 5 exons. The record is from RefSeq and is a predicted model, not a curated record. Lineage: Eukaryota; Viridiplantae; Streptophyta; Magnoliopsida; Fabales; Fabaceae.
GGAAAAAAAGGAUCGAAAGGAAGAAAAACAGCUGACAGCAAACUCUCACUGAACCAUCCUCCCUCCAACAGCUCUGACAUUUCAGCUUCGGAGCUGCGAAACCAGCAUUAUCGAAGAAGGAGAACAUGGUGGCCCGAAAACUUCAAGUGCUUCACAAUGACUCCAACUACGAUGUCGAAUACGAUCCCGACGAUGGCUUCGAAGUUUUCAAAAUCCAGCUCUUCUCCCUCACCUCUAUUCCCCCCGAUGAGCAAAAGAUUUAUGGCUGUGAAGGUGAUCGCCUCGUGGCAAGUGACUCGGAUCUCAACACAAUUUCCGAUAAACUGCGAUUGCUUUCCAUCGACGAACAUAAACAGCAGACAGAAUCAAGCAUUCAGAAUGCCGAAUUGAUGAAAUCAGACGAGGAGUUGGCCAGACUCUUGCAGGAGGAGGAGGCGUUGAUGUUGCAGCAGUAUCUUGCGAGCCAAGAUAAUGGACAAUUUGAGAAUAGAAUACGGUCUUACGUUGAUAAAAUCCAAAUGUACGAGGAUUCAAGACGCCAGGAAGCUGCUCGGAAAACGGUUCCUGUGGAAGAACUUGAGGAGAAAGCGUUGGUUUCCUUGGCCAAGGUUAGUGAGUUUCUUUGUCUCUUUAAAAUGGGAGGCAUGACAUGUGAGCGUGUUCAGGGGGAGGACUACGGGAACUUGAAGUCAAUUCUUUUGAUAGAGUUGCUUCUUUACUUAUUAUUUUAAGAAUUGGGUGCCAAAUUGAUUGGUGGU